Molecule: messenger RNA, 731 nt
Organism: Suillus subalutaceus
Lineage: Eukaryota; Fungi; Basidiomycota; Agaricomycetes; Boletales; Suillaceae
Product: ribosomal L29e protein family-domain-containing protein
Exons: 5
Coding region: 73-258 (61 amino acids)
Biological process (GO): cytoplasmic translation
Cellular component (GO): cytosolic large ribosomal subunit; ribosome
Molecular function (GO): structural constituent of ribosome
Source: RefSeq, a predicted model, not a curated record
CCUGAUUCCAACGCCGUCAUUAAUAUUCACAUCGAAUCGUUUGAGUCCAAGCCUCAAGCCCACAUCGACGCCAUGGCCAAAUCAAAAAACCACACCAACCACAACCAGAACCGCAAGGCACACCGCAAUGGUAUCAGGAGGCCACAAACUAAUAAGUCUCGGUCGUUGAGGGGGGUUGACGCAAAGUUCCGCAAGAACUCGCUUUACGCUCUUAAUGGAUCGCGGAAAGCACGGGCUGAGCAAAAGGCUGCAUCAUGAUUCAGUUGCGAGCAAGCCUCUAGUUCGCUUUCAUCUUUGGUAUCCAGAGACAUGCCAGACACUUGGCAUGUCGUGUAUUACCUGCCAUGACUACUACACAUGGCUUAGGUUAUCGAAAUAUCAUAUCACAUACAUCGCAUUAUUGUGUGUUAUCUACUGUCUGUGAGCUUCGGCUGCCGUGUAUCGUCGACUCGCCUGGAGGCUUCUGCCAUUCCGAUCAAGAAUUGCUAACAACCUCGCAGCCUGUGAGAUGAAGGAGUAAUGCUACCUCCAGACAUCGAUGCACAACAUUGCUCAUUCAGGUCGCCCUUUCGAUGUUAUGCUUGUGGGAGUCAGAAUCGUUGAAGUGUUUGAUGCAGCGUACGUCCUUUCUUCUUCUUGAGCUAAUAUCACUGUGGGUAGUAGAUACACGGAAUGAUAAUCCUACCACCUGCAGUGAUAGAGAUUCAGAUGAUCGAUGAGGCCUGAGGACG